AUGCAAAAACAGCACGAAAGCAGCUAUGGAAUCCCUGCAGAAAAAAGCGAAGGAAGUCCUGGAGUUGGAGACAAGAUGAUAGAUUCUAAACUGCCGGGAAACUUUUGGAAGCUCUCUUCAGGAGCUAAAACAAAAACUGCUAGCAGCCUUAUACCAGGUCACUUGUUGCAAAACACCAAGAGCACAGCUAUGGGAGCCCUGGAAAUGGAGAAAGGAAGUGGACUCAAAACUGCCGAGCUUCAGGUUGCUCUGUUCAGGAUGCUAAAGCAAAAACUGGUAGCAGCCUUUUACCAGUCUGAUCAGAGUGCUAAAGCGAAAACGUUAGCACCGUUAAACCAGGUAACUGUUGCAAAACAAGCGAGGAGCCAGCAGCCCACAACAGUGGUUCACAAGUCUCCACCAAAAGGAGAUGUCAAGCAAGAAGCAUCAACAAAAAUGACAAGGGAAAUUGCGGAGCCAACUGAGCUAAAACUCAUCAUUUCUCAAAUUAUGGCCAGUAGAAUGCUACGUAAAGAUUCUCCUCCAGAGCCUUCUCCUGCAGACGAACAAACUACAGAAAUACCUCCUACUAAGCGGAAUUGCUGGCAAAGGCUUCGUGAAAAGGUUUGUGGCAAAAAAAGUUCUCAGGUUCAAGUUGCGAAUGGAGAAAAUACAACAUCUUCAGGAACUGCAGCGCCUGGUCAUAAAAAACAAGAAAAGAUUAUCAAUGGACAACCAGAAAGCAGGUACAGAGUCCCUGAAGAAAAAAGCAGUGAAAGCCAUGGAGUUGGAGACAAGAAGGUAGAUUCUAAACAGCCGGAAGCUUUAGGUAGCACUAUUCAGGAUGCUAAAGCGAAAAAUGGUAGCACCCUUAUACCAAGUCACAUAUUGCAAAACAAGCAAGAAAGCAGCUACAGAGUCCCUGAAGAAAAAAGCAGUGGAAGCCAUGGAGUUGGAGACAAGAAGGUAGAUUCUAAACAGCCGGAAGCUUUAGGCAGCACUAUUCAGGAUGCUAAAGCGAAAAAUGGUAGCAGCCUCAUACCAGAUCACAUAUUGCAACACAAGCAAGAAAGUAGCUAUAGAAUCCCUGCAGAAAAAAGCAGUGGAAGCAAUGGAGUUGGUGACAGGAAGAUGGAUUCUAAACAGCCGGAAGCUUUAGGCAUCUCUGUACAAGAUGCUAAAACAAAACCUGUUAGCAGCCUUGUACCGGGUCACUUAUUGCCAAACAAGCAAGAAAUCAGCUAUGCAUCCCCUGGAGAGAAAAGCAAAGGAAGCCCUGGAGCUGGAGACCGGAAGAUGGAUUCUAAUCUGCCAGAAACUAUAGGCAGCUAUGUCCAGGAUGCUAAAGCAAAAACUGGUAGCAGCCUUGUACCAGGUCACUUGUUUCAAAACAAGCAAGAAAAUAGCUAUGCAAGCCCUGCAGAGAAAAGCAAAGAAAGUCCUGGAUCUGAAAACAGGAAGAAGGAUUCUAAACUGCCAGAAACAGGCAGCUCGGUUCAGGAUGCUAAAGCGAAAACUGGUAGCAGCCAUAUACCAGGUCACUUGUUGCAAAACAAUCAAGAAAAUGGCUAUGGAAGCCCUGGAAUUGGAAACAAGCAGGUGUACUCUGAACUGCCAGACGCUUCAGGCAGCUCUCAUCAGGAUGCUAAAUCAAAAACUGUCACCAGCCUUAAACCUGAACUGCAAAACAAGAAAGAAAACAGCUAUGGAAGACCUGGAGUUGGAGAGAAGAAAAUGGACCCUAAACUGCCAGAAGAUUUACGCAUCUCUGAUCAGAAUGCUAAGGCGAAAACUGUUAGCACCAUUAAACCAGAUCACCUGUUGCAGAACAAGCAAGGAACCAGCAGCCCUGAACAAUUGGUUCACAAUGCCCCACCAAGAGGAGAUGUCAAGCAAGAAGACAUCAAUAAAAAUGGCAAGUUUAAGGAUCCCAAGCCCCAGAAGUUAACCAUUAGUGGCUUCGAACAUUCAUCGGAAGAGCAGGGAAAAGCAAAUCUACCGGCUAGGAAUGAGAAACAAAAGGAUAUUGUUAAGCAUCCAAGCUACAAAAACGUAGAUAAUAUGACAACAAAGAGUAUCGUUGCGCCUACAUCAUCAGAGCAGCAAAAGGGUUUUUCCAACCAAGAAAAUAACUAUGAAAACCAAACAAAUACAAGAGCAAGCUCUCCAAUGCUCACACAUUUUAGCAGCCCCGGACAAGGAGCACAAUACCUGUCAAAGGAACAACAAAAGAGUUAUGUAGCCAGCUCCGGAUACCCAUCAAAAGAGCAGCAAAAAUGA
Pistacia vera is the source of this 2259-nucleotide messenger RNA. RefSeq lists its product as uncharacterized. The transcript is spliced from 3 exons. The record is from RefSeq and is a predicted model, not a curated record. The coding region runs from base 1 to 2259 and encodes 752 amino acids. Lineage: Eukaryota; Viridiplantae; Streptophyta; Magnoliopsida; Sapindales; Anacardiaceae.